ACAAAAAAUAAAAAAAGAAGAGAAAAGGAAAGAUAAGGGUGGGUCUAUAAAUGCGAAGAGCCAAUCUAAAACCUCAGGAAAACCUCUACGGAGAACGAAAAUGUCACUAUCAUUUUCUCUGCUACAUCUCCCUCCUCCAAAACCCUUUCUUUGUAUACCUAAACAGUACAGUUUUCCACCGUUUAAAGCUUCAUUGAACUUUUCAUUCUAUGAUAAACCUAUGUUAAUUGUAAAAAGUGCCUCCUUUGCUGCAACAAGAAGAGCUUCUUCUUUAAUAGUCGAAGAAGAAGAAGAAGAAGAAGAUGAUGAAGAACAAGAACAAGAAGAGGAAUUUGAAGCUGUUAAUAUUGCUGAGGAUGUAACCCAGUUGAUUGGGCGUACUCCUAUGAUAUAUCUCAACAAGGUAACAGACGGAUGCGUGGCAAACAUUGCUGCAAAACUUGAAUCCAUGGAACCUUGUCGGAGUGUCAAAGACAGGAUUGGCCUUAGUAUGGUAUGUGAGGCUGAAGAUAGUGGAGCAAUUUCUCCCAGGAAGACCAUAUUAGUGGAACCGACAAGUGGAAAUACAGGACUUGGAAUUGCUUUUGUUGCAGCAACUAAGGGAUACAAGCUUAUAGUAACAAUGCCUGCUUCUAUAAACCUUGAAAGGAGAAUCCUUUUACGUGCGUUUGGAGCAGAGAUUGUUCUGACAGACCCAGAAAAGGGAUUGAAAGGAGCUGUCGAUAAAGCCGAAGAAAUUGUGCUUAACACUCCAAAUGCUUUCAUGCUUCGACAAUUUGAUAAUAUGGCUAAUACAAAGAUUCAUUUUGAAACUACAGGACCAGAAAUAUGGGAGGACACUUUGGGUAAUGUUGACAUAUUUGUUGCUGGAAUUGGAACCGGUGGUACUGUUACAGGCACUGGACAGUACUUGAAAAUGAAGAACAAAGAAAUUAAGGUUGUUGGUGUUGAACCUGCUGAGAGGAGUAUAGUCUCUGGAGAAAACCCAGAUUUUUCUGCAGGUUAUGUGCCAAGCAUCCUAGAUGUUAAAUUGCUUGAUGAAGUUGUCAAGGUCAGCAAUGAUGAAGCAGUUGAUAUGGCAAGGAAAUUAGCACUGGAGGAAGGGCUGCUGGUUGGCAUUUCAUCUGGAGCUGCAGCAGCUGCUGCAAUUAGCUUGGCAAAAAGGCCUGAGAAUGCAGGAAAACUUAUUGUGGUUAUAUUUCCAAGUUUUGGUGAGAGGUAUAUUCCAACAGUUCUUUUUCGUUCUAUACAUGAAGAGGUUCAACAAAUGGAAGCAAGAUAGUAUAGAUCUGUACUGGGAGAACAAUCUACCAUGGCAUUCAAUUCUCACUUGUUUCAAAUCAAAACUACUCGACAGGUGCAAUUUUUCAUAAAAACAGAGGAGUUCCUACUCAAUUUCUCUUGAUAAUUUAACUUUCUGGUCAACCGUCGACCAUGUUAUUGUGCUGGUAAUCAGAAUGCUUUUUCAUACAUGGUGCAUACUCAUGCUACUGCCUUCUGGAUUAUACAAUUUCAUGAUGAUCUUGGAGCUAACGAGUCAAUUUGAAAAUGCAAAUUUAGUAAUCCUGUUAAGUCUGUCAGACUGAUUGAUGUUUGAAAAAUCAUAAAUCAGCUUCUCGUUUCUGAGAACCUAUACCAUAAAUUACUGGGAAAAUAUUUAUGUGAUUGCUUUCAUUGGAAAUAUUCAGAUUUACAGACAGGCAAAUCUUUUACUUAAUGCACUGCAAAAACUCUGGCAUUAUUAUAUGUCUGUCUUCCACAUUGUAUCUUGUUGCAUUCCCAUUCUUGGUUGAAACUUCUCAUAAUAUAUGUAUGUAAUAUGUCGAAAGGAGUCAUCGCAGUUUUAGAUGUUUUUGGUAAAGUAUUAUCUAGUGGGACAAGUUAUCUGUUCAAUUCGAGUCUAGGAAAUGCUGAUUUCAGAAUUCCCAGAUGAAAAGCAUUUCUGCAUGGAGGUAUAUGUCUACUGGAAACUGCAGUUUGUACAAAUUUGCCAAUGCGAUUUGAGAAGACCAAGCAAUCCAUGUACAUGUAUCCUGUUUGUAUUAAAUUUUUAGAUCAUAAUUAUUAAUAAAAUGUUCAAUUAUAUUAACUUUAGCAGUUUUCUUUUUGAGUUUAUAAGUACAUGUGAUUGAAUAAUUAUGAUUAAAAUCAGAUUAUUAUGAAAACAGAUUUUCAGGGUUUCUUUUGCCAUCUGAGCAAAUGCUUGAUUUGCUGCAUAUUUUGGCAUGCUCUUGUAUUUACAUAAAUAAUUUAAAUAAUUAUUAUUAUUUUGGUGUCGAGCUCAUCUAUCAUCAUAUACAAAAUUAUUACACUAUUUGGUUUGCUGUAAUGAAUAGAGUUGUAAUCAGUAAUUUAACUGUUUGGUUGAAUGAAAUGGAAUAAAAUUGUAUCAGUAUCUUUGUAUUUAGUGGAAUAGAAUGAUGUUUUAAUCAGUAAUUGCUUAAUAUUCGUUCAUAUAAACUAGUCUUUUUUUCAUGGGCUUUAUUAGUUCCUCUUUAGGCCCAUACUAUGUGUUAUAACACUUAAGAUGCAACUGUGCUUCGAAUUUUAAUGUUGGUUGGGAAGUAGUUGCUUUGGUAGCCUUAUUUGCCACGAAAGGAGUGGUUUAAUGAGGCUUGUAGGGGGGAAUUUCAGAUCCGAUGUAAUGUCUUAAAAUUUUUAGUAUCGAAUUUCGGAAAAAAUUUGAUAAAA
This is a messenger RNA of Gossypium arboreum, 2691 nucleotides long. Its product is annotated as S-sulfo-L-cysteine synthase (O-acetyl-L-serine-dependent), chloroplastic-like. Gene Ontology annotation, cellular component: cytoplasm. Gene Ontology annotation, molecular function: cysteine synthase activity. NCBI's taxonomy places the organism in Eukaryota, Viridiplantae, Streptophyta, Magnoliopsida, Malvales, Malvaceae. The transcript is spliced from 11 exons. The coding region runs from base 101 to 1282 and encodes 393 amino acids. The record is from RefSeq and is a predicted model, not a curated record.